Molecule: messenger RNA, 4990 nt
Organism: Oenanthe melanoleuca
Lineage: Eukaryota; Metazoa; Chordata; Aves; Passeriformes; Muscicapidae
Gene: LTV1
Product: LTV1 ribosome biogenesis factor
Exons: 11
Coding region: 168-1586 (472 amino acids)
Biological process (GO): ribosomal small subunit export from nucleus; ribosomal small subunit biogenesis
Cellular component (GO): cytosol; nucleus; preribosome, small subunit precursor
Source: RefSeq, a predicted model, not a curated record
CUGGAAAACAAAAUCGUACAAACCUGGCCGGACUGACCCCUUUUCUGCUUCCCCCCGUUGGUCAAUGGUCUGUCCCAAGAUGGAGGGCACGGUCUGAGGGCACUGACGCCUGGCCCGCGUGGGAGCGAGUGGGGUUCGGUACACCGGGAGUGUGGGGGGACAGCGCCAUGCCUCACAAGAAGAAAAAGCCCUUCAUAGAGAAGAAGAAAGCAGUAACAUUUCACUUAGUGCACCGAAGUCAGAGGGAUCCUCUUGCUGCUGAUGAUACUGCACCCCAGAGAGUUCUGCUGCCCACACAUAAAGGACAUGAGGAGCAAAGAAGGGAAGAGCAGCGCAAGUAUGGUGUCUUCUUUGAUGAUGACUAUGACUAUUUGCAGCACCUCAAAGAAGCCUCUGGUCCCUCUGAGCUUGUCCCAUCUGUGCGUGGACAGCAAAGCAGAAUUGUCAUCACAAGUGAGGGGCACAUAGAAGAUGAAAUUCAGAGAAUUUCAGCUCCAUCCAUUAAGUUGCCUUCCUCAGUAUUUGCCACAGAGUUUGAAGAGGAUGUGGGCUUGUUAAAUAAAGCUGCUCCUGUUUCAGGACCGCGGCUAGAUUUUGACCCAGAUAUUGUUGCUGCUCUUGAUGAUGAUUUUGACUUUGACAAUCCAGAAAAUAUCCUGGAAGAUGAUUUUGUUCUACAAGCAAAUAAACCACAGAAGAGGGGGCCAGAUGCUGAGGAUGAAGAUGAAUGGGAAGAUAUGGAAGAUGAUAGUGAUGAAAAGGAUAGCUGCAGUACUGAUAAAGAUUAUGAUUCAGAAGGUCCUUUGUCAGGUAAUGAGGCUAAUGGACGGACUAAAGAAUUCCUUUUUAUGCAAGAAGAAACCAGGAGUCGUUUCACAGAAUAUUCUAUGACAUCUUCAGUAAUAAGACGGAAUGAGCAGUUAACCCUUUUGGAUGACAGAUUUGAGAAGUUUUAUGAACAAUUUGAUGAAGAUGAGAUUGGAGCCUUAGAUAACGUGGAGUUGGAAGGCUACAUUAACACAGACAAUGCUCGGUUGCAAGAAGUCCUGGAUGAUUACUACAAAGAGAAAGCGAAGAAUUGUGUGAAAUUGGAUGCUCUUGAACCUGAUGAAGAUUUGGACUCUCCUGCAAAUGAAGAAAGUGAGGAAGAAAAGGAAGAAAUAGUAACUGUAGUUAUUGAGGAGCCAAAAGAAAAGUGGGAUUGUGAAUCCAUUUUGAGUACCUAUUCAAACUUAUAUAAUCACCCAACGCUUAUUAAGGAGCCAUCAAAGCCCAAGCCAAUAAAAAUUUCUCAGAAGACUGGAAUUCCCCUACAUGUCUUGCCUGAGAAAGGUCUCACAGCUAAGCAGGUGGAACGCAUGCAAAUGAUAAAUGGCAGUGACCUGCCAAAAGCAUCAACACAGCCUCGUUCCAAAGCUGAGAGCAAAGAGGAUCGCAAAGCCAGAAAACAGGCAAUAAAAGAGGAGCGAAAGGAACGCAGAAUGGAGAAGAAAGCCAACAAGCUGGCCUUCAAACAGGAGAAAACAAGACAAGAGAAAGAGUUACUCAAUCUGAAACAAAACGUGCAAGGUCUGAAGCUGUCCUGAUGAAACUGAGAAACUUACUGUGGAAGCAUCCCUAAUUUUCAUUUGUAUUGAGAAGGGAACUGCUAACUCACACCUUUGCCAGUCCUGCUCAAAGGGAGUUGUUCAAAUCUCAUUGUACCAAGACCCAGUAAUUUGUCAUUUUUUCUGAAGUGAAAUUCUAUAUAAAAUAAUGUAUUGAUGAUACCUAUUCUGUCAUGAGUGACAUGGCAAUUGCUGCAAAGUUUCAUUGCAGUAGAAAUGUAAUAAAAUUACAAAUAUUUUUCUUACAAGUUUUUAAUUAACAGAGUUAUAUAUAGAUUUGUUGAAUGUAUUCAACAAAUCAACAGAAUCCUACAGAUUUGAUUUGAUUAGAUUCUUAUAUUAAAUUAUUUCAGUUUAUAAAACAGUAUGUUCAUUUAUGUCUUCUCUCUCAUAUACUGAUGGUUGAAUAUAGUUCCAUGCUAUGAUACAGUUUUCUAAGUCAAGGAGUUUACACCCACUCCUCCUUGUUUUUUUUUUUUUGUUUUUUUUUUUGGUAGGUUAUUUAUUGUUUUGGUUCUAUGAGGGAAGCGUUUUUGUAAACAGAGGUGUCUGAAAAGCUGUUGUGUAGCUAGACAUUGCUGUUACCUAACCUGAGUUUUACAUUUCCUGGCAAAUAAAGUCUGUUGCAAGGACUGUUGCAGUUACAGUAGUCAGUGACCCUUAAUGUUGCCAUUGGAAUUGGAUUUGCUGGAAGUAUUCAGUCUGAGUAUCAUGGCAAGCAGCAGAAUCUUGGAUAAGAAGUGUGUGUUACAGAUAGUCACUGUCUUGUUUUCUCUGUAAUAUGCUUCCUCAGGAAAUCUGUUUAAUUGGAAUACAAACUUACUAUCCACUAUAAUUGUUGUUAAAACUUCCUGAAUAUGAGGUGAGGGCCAAAAUCUGUAGGUUUGGCAUGAACUUAAAUGUUUAUACUGUCAACAUUAGAUAUUUUGAUAGUCACCAGUCCAUAAAGUGAGUGAAUAGGAUUUGUAGCCAGUCCUGAAUCCAUCCAUAUUAAUAAAAAACCCCUUUGCUUUAGGUCUAUAUGAUACAGACAGAACAAUCUUCUGCCUUUAUUUGAAAAAUUAACCUUUUUACUGGAAGGGAUAUGGUGACCAACACCGAUGGAGUGGCUUGACUAGUGGUGAAUUCAAGGCAUCUUCAAUAUUCCUUCAGUAGUUUUGUGAAUACUAGAUGGAGACAAGCUGACAGGGACUGAUGAAGUCUUUCAGUGUACAGAAACAAUUCAAAAAUAUGUGUUUUUAUUGGAAGAAGGCUUUUAUAUUUUAAUUGGUAAAGUAAUAUGAUUUUGGAGAAGGGAAUAGAGACAUUUGAGUCUGCAAGUCUUGCUCAGAAAGCUGAAGUAUCAAUACAGUAUACACAUCUAGAUUAAGCAUUCAUUUUCUAGAGUUAUCUUUUAACAGAAUCAAUAGAAAUAGUCUGUAAAACUAGAAAAAGUUUCAGUGUUUUCCUUUAGCUGAUGCCUCUACUAGUUUUCAUGUGUUUGACAAGCUAAAGCACGGUCUGCCUGUGUCAUAAUUGCUAAUUGUGUAAUCACUGAUUCUAUGGUAACUGGGGUACUGACCAUCCAGUACUCAUGACUCCUGACAACAAAACAGAAAAGGAAAUCUGAGAAGCAGUUCUGGGGAGAUGAGUCAGAUACCAGGAAAUAAGUUCAAUGGAACAAGUAAGUAACGGAUGCUGUUCAGUGCUUUGGGGUGGAAUAUGAUUUUGUGGUUUACCAAAAAGGACAAUCUUUUACUAGGGCCAGUGCACAUGUUCUUUGCUAGAUUUUUCAUCACUGAUUCAGUGGUACUGUGCUUAUACCUAAAAUCCUUUAAAAAAGAAACAAAAGAAAAAAAAAUCUUGAGGGGAUGAGAACAGAAUAAAGAGGUGGGUGAGGCAGAGGAAGGCACUUGAAAGGAAGAGUGUAAUCCGGACUAAGGACAGACACAGCUGUUGCUUGGGAAACAAAAGAGGAAAGACGUUUAAACAAAGAUAAUAGGAAAGGAGUAAAAAAGAUUACAGAACUGCUUUGUUCCUCUGCAUUUGUAAUCAGUGAAACACUGCAGUAAUCUUAAUUGUACUUUGCAGCGUGGUAAAAUCCCAAGGAAAAGGUAAGAAACAAAAGCAGCCAUUCAUCUGCUUAGCAAGACAAGGAUUUCUUUUGUUUUAGCAAGAACAGGUAAAGAACACUUGCAUGAGAAGUCCAUAGAGAAGUUAAUAAGUCUAUAGUUUGCAAGUCAAAUGAAAGGGACUCUUUUCCCUGAAGUUUUCUGACAGACUAUUUUUGUUUAAAACAAGUCAUGUCCCUGCUCUGAAAUAGGUGUGAUUGUCUUUGGAGUUAAAAGGGCCUGAAACUACCUUCCAUGUAACUUUUACACCUAUUUUUUCCCCAAACAAAUUUAACAUCUACAAAGUAAGAUCAUCUUGGAAUGUUGCUUAACAUAUCACGGAAACAUUCCACCUUAGUAAUUAAGAUCGUGCCAUACUUUGCAUGACACUUUCUACCUAAGCCAUUUUUGGGUAUCACUAGCUCCUGCUGAUGUCCAAACUAUAAAUUUGGGUGGGUGCAGGUCAUGUGCCCCGAAUUUAGGCAGUGAUGGACUUAAGUAUUGUUCCACCAUCUCCUCAGCCAAAUGUGAUGUCAUUUUGAAAGCACAUACCUAAGCAGUCAUGUGGAAAACAGAAUGCUGCCUGUCACAGCAAAGGAGAGCUUGUGCUUUGUUGGAACAGGAUAAAUCAGGAGGGAGCUCUGCAAAGAGGAACCCUGGUAUGCAACAGGAGGGUUGGAUUUGAUAAUUCUUGGGUCCUUUCCAGCCCAGGAUCUUCUGUAAUUCUAUGGAGAUGUCCCUUUCUGACAAUGAAGUACUUGUUCCAGUGAGGACCCUGUCCAAGUGCCGACUCUGCCGCAGUCAUGAGGUCCCGUGCUGUGUAACUGAGACUCUUGUACAGCUGCCUGAAGUCAAGGUCUGCCUCCUUCUACAACCGGUGGAAAACACUUUGCAUAUUUUGUGGCAGAACCCCCUUCUUUUUAAUGGGAAUUUCAGUGCAUUUUGCUGAAAUGGGUAAUGAGCACUGGAGAAGGAGGUGGCGACUGCUAGUAGAGAAGUGGGUUGAACAAGUUUGAAACAGCAAAUUAUCUAGUAGCUGCUUUCAUUAGUGAAUUUGAUUAAAGAAUUUAUCAUGCACACACUGUGAAUUCAUCUUCACUCUUGCACUGUCUUAAUUUACCUGCUUGUCCAAAACCAUGUUUAUUUACUAUAUGCUAAAUUAAAAAUUAUGUAUUUUCCCUUGGUGAGGCAUAAAUUACUAACUUGCAGCUUUCUUUUUUGUUCCAGGGUUUUAGGCUGAAUUUGUUAUUUCAGUCUUCUUGGAAAAAAUAGACUAAUAAACCAUCUGAUAAG